AUGAACUUUUUUUUUUCCAAACCGAUUACCCUCCCUACGAAUCUCUCUUUUCUUUUCUUCUUUCUUCGCCUCCUCCCUAUUUUGUCUUAUUCUUAUUUAUUUGUUUUGUUUGUUUAUUUAUUUGUUUCGGAUUUUUAUUCUUUAUCGGAUUUCUUCUUUUUCCCCUUCUUUUUGUUCACUUUUCUGUCUUCUCUCUUUCCUUUUCUUUUCUCUGUCGUUUUAAUUUUUGCUUCUUUCUUUCUUUCUUUUGCAUACCUACUUACUUUUUCUUUUUUCUUAUCUUUCCAUUUUUGCUCUUUCUUAAGCGCUAGCUUCUUUCUUUUUUCUAUUUUUCUUUCUUUCUUGUUUUUCUUUCUUCCAUAUUUAUUUUCCUUUCUUAAUUCUUUCCGCAUCUUUUCCGUUUUUUCCUUCUUCUUCUCUCUUCUCAUUCCUUUCUUUUCCUUUCAUCCUCUCCUUUUCUUUUAUUUCUCUUGUCUUCUCUUUAUCUCUUUAGUUUCUCUUUGUCUCUUCCUUUCUCUUUUAAUUUCUUCUUUCUUUUUCUUUCAUUUAUCCUCAAACUCUUUUCUUUCUUUCUUUCUUUCUUUCUUUCUUUCUUUCUUGCUUCUCGCUAUAAAAACCUUUAAGACCUUCUUUCAUUUUGUUUUAAAUUUCUUUUUGUUUUUUUUUUCUUUUUUAUUCUUCUUACAUUUAUGUUGCUUCACGUUUCUUUGUCUCUUUCCUUUUCUUCCCUCAUAUUAUUUCUUUCUUUCUUUCUUUUUUCUUUUACCUUUUCUUUUUACAAUUCUCUUUGCGUUCAUUCUGCUUGAUUAUUUUUUACCAUUGUCAUUUUAUCUCGUUCUUUUUUUUUCUUCUUUUGUGCUUUUUUUUUUUUUUUUGAACACCAACCUACUUCUCUUUUAA
Messenger RNA from Acanthosepion pharaonis, 900 nucleotides. The record is from the annotation of a GenBank genome assembly. Lineage: Eukaryota; Metazoa; Mollusca; Cephalopoda; Sepiida; Sepiidae.